GGCCAAACUUUUUGGACACCACACCUCAACAAGCAACCGUGAAUUGAACUGAACGCGGCGCGCUGGCAGAUAGGGGAAACCAAGUUGGCAACCGAUUUUCCUGGACUAAUCGGCCAUGGACCCGCGGCGCAGCCACUGGGAGAGCAGCUCGUCGGAGGACGUCACGAGGCCGCUGCUGCCUCUGCACGACGACGAUGGCGGCGGCGAGCGCUCCUGCUCGCCGCUGAUCAAGUCUCUGCGCGCCAACAAGUACCUGGCGAUCGCGGCCGGGCCGCUGGCCGCCGCGCUGAUCUGCGCGGCCGCGGACCUUGGCGCCGGGCACGCGGCCGCGCGCAACAUGCUCGCCGUGCUGGCGUGGGUGUUCCUCUGGUGGCUCACCGACGCCGUGCCGCUGGCCGUGGCGUCCAUGGCGCCGCUGUUCCUCUUCCCGCUGUUCGGCGUGUCCUCCUCCGACGCCGUCGCCAAGGCCUACAUGGACGACGUCAUCUCCCUCGUCCUCGGCAGCUUCAUCCUCGCGCUCGCCAUCGAGCACUACAACAUCCACCGCCGCCUCGCUCUCAACAUCACGUCGCUGUUCUGCGGGGACCCGGUGAAGCCGCCGCUGAUGCUGCUGGGCAUCUGCGGCACGACCAUGUUCAUCAGCAUGUGGAUCCACAACACGCCGUGCACCGUCAUGAUGAUGCCGGUGGCCACGGGGAUCCUGCAGAGGUUCCCCGGAGACGCCGGCGGCGGCGGCGAUGACGCCCGGGAGGUCCGGCGGUUCUCCAAGGCGGUGGUGCUGGGCGUGGUGUACGCGUCGGCGAUCGGAGGGAUGGCCACGCUCACCGGCACGGGCGCCAACAUCAUCCUGGUGGGGAUGUGGUCCACCUACUUCCCGGAGCAGGAGCCCAUCACAUUCAGCUCCUGGAUGUCCUUCGGGUUCCCCAUGGCGCUGAUCCUGUUCGUGGCGCUCUGGGCCACGCUCUGCCUCAUGUACUGCUCCAAGAACACCGGGAGGGCGCUCUCGGCUUACCUUGACCGGACCCAUCUCAGGAGGGAGCUCAGCUUGCUUGGUCCAAUGGCUUUUGCAGAGAAGAUGGUCCUUGCAGUUUUUGGGGGCCUGAUUGUCCUAUGGAUGACGAGAAGCCUGACGGACGACAUCCCUGGGUGGUCAGUCCUCUUCCACGGCGAUGUCGGGGACGGAACUGUUACCAUCAUGAUGGCGACGCUGCUCUUCAUAAUCCCGAGCGGCAAGGGCGACGGCGAGAAGCUCAUGGACUGGGGCAAGUGCCGGAAGCUGCAGUGGAACAUCAUCCUGCUCCUCGGCGCGGGCUUCGCCAUCGCCGACGGCUUCAGGGCGAGCGGCCUCACCGACAUCCUCUCGGAGGGUCUGGGCUUCCUGCGGGGCGCGCCGGCGCUGCUCAUCGCGCCCGUGGCCUGCGUCUUCAGCGGCGUCAUCACCGAGUUCACCUCCGACGACGCCACUACCACGCUGGUGCUGCCGCUGCUCGCCGAGCUCGGCAAGACCAUCGGCGUCAACCCGCUGCUGCUCAUGGUCCCCGGCGCCGUCGGCGCGCAGCUCUCGUACCUGCUGCCCACCGGGUCCCCGGGCAACGUCGUCGGGUUCAGCACCGGCUACAUCACCAUCAAGGAUAUGGUGAUCACCGGAAUGCCCCUCAAGGUCGUCGGCGUUGCAGCUCUCACAAUCCUACUGCCGACGCUAGGUUCUGUGGUUUUUGGCACGGAUCAGAAGGUGUAGGAAAAGUACUCAGAGCUGAGUCGGAUGUUUUGAACAUUUCAAUCUGUAGUCGGUAGGUUAUCCAGCAGGAUGUUCAGGUUAUACAGCAGCAGUAUGUAUAGUCAAUGUUGUUGCCUCAUGAAUGAUAUGGGGUCAUAUUCUUUACUGUAUCUAGGAAGAUAUGGAUAUUUGUUUUUUUUAGGAAAAUAUGGAGUUUUGUAUCGAAUGGUUCAAUCUGAAUUUAUUCGUAUUUGUCACA
Brachypodium distachyon (stiff brome) is the source of this 1976-nucleotide messenger RNA. RefSeq names its product tonoplast dicarboxylate transporter. Gene Ontology annotation, molecular function: transmembrane transporter activity. The coding region runs from base 116 to 1738 and encodes 540 amino acids. The transcript has 6 exons. Gene Ontology annotation, cellular component: membrane. NCBI's taxonomy places the organism in Eukaryota, Viridiplantae, Streptophyta, Magnoliopsida, Poales, Poaceae. The record is from RefSeq and is a predicted model, not a curated record. Gene Ontology annotation, biological process: monoatomic anion transmembrane transport.